Molecule: messenger RNA, 4720 nt
Organism: Pelodiscus sinensis (Chinese soft-shelled turtle)
Lineage: Eukaryota; Metazoa; Chordata; Testudines; Trionychidae
Source: RefSeq, a predicted model, not a curated record
GCGGCCCGGGCCCUACCCGCGGCCACGCCAGAGGGCGGAGCGCGCGUGCGUGCCCCUCCCGCCGGCACCACCUGCCCGCCGGGGCCGUGCUCACGUGACCACGGCCCAUCUGUCCAAGAUGGCGGCGCCCAGGGCGGUCAGCACGCUGGCGAGCGCAGCUCCCCCUGCCCGCGAGACGCUAACACCUACUGCAGCAUCCCCAGCAUGGGAAGGUGUAAGGCACAGUGAUAUCACUGAUCCCUGGGAGAGAGAGGGUUGUGUGACUCACUUCCAUGGAGUUUUCUCUGUGCCAGUCCAUCAUAUCUGCUUAUACACGCAGUCAAGCAGUCAACAAAGAAGAUUUUUUUUUUCACAGAGACAAAGAAAUACUGCUUAUAGUAUAGUUCGGCCAGCUAUAGUUUCUCUAGCUCACCCAGUUCCUAAGCACAUAAAGAAGCCAGACUAUGUGACGACAGGCAUUGUACCAGACUGGGGAGACUACAUAGAAAUUAAGAAUGAAGAUCAGAUUCAAGGGCUUCGUCAGGCUUGUCAACUGGCCUGUCAUAUUCUACUUCUUUCGGGAAAGAGGUUANAGGUUGGCAUGACAACUGAAGAAAUAGAUUCCAUUGUUCAUCAUGAAAUAAUCAGACAAAAUGCCUAUCCUUCACCUCUGGGCUAUGGAGGCUUUCCCAAAUCUGUUUGUACCUCUGUGAACAAUGUUUUAUGUUUCAGUCGACCUCUUCAGGAUGGAGAUAUUAUCAACAUUGAUGUCACAGUAUAUUGCAAUGGCUACCAUGGUGAUACUUCUGAAACAUUUUUGGUGGGCAAUGUGGAUAAAUCUGGUCAAAAGUUAGUGGAGGUUGCCAGGAAAUGUAGAGAUGAAGCAAUUGCAGCUUGCAAACCUGGGGCUCCCUUCUCUGUAAUUGGAAACACAAUCAGCCGCCUAGCACAUCAGCAUGAUUUCCGAGUCUGCCCCUACUUUGUUGGGCAUGGAAUAGGAUCUUACUUCCAUGGACACCCUGAAGUUUGGCAUCAUGAAAAUGAUAGUGAUUUGUUAAUGGAAGAGGGAAUGGCGUUUACAAUAGAGCCAAUCAUAAUGGAAGGAUCCCCUGAACUUAAGAUCCUAGAGGAUAAAUGGACCGCAGUUUCUGUAGACAAUAAAAGAUCAGCUCAGUUUGAACAUACCAUUGUAAUUACCUCAGGAGGAGCAGAAGUCCUUACUCAAAUAUUGGAAGAACCUUAAGGAUGAAUUAAGAAGUGGAUGAACUUUACUGCGCUCCUGGAGUUUCUAUCAGCUUUGCCAAGAAAGAUGAGGUUUCUGGGACUUUUACGGGAAAUAGGUGCUGUGGCUGCUGUGAGAGGGAAUGGAAUGGGCAGCUUUAGGGCACAAUGUGAGUGACCCAAACUGCAGAUUGUUGCCUGAUACGUAUGUAACACAAUUCCGUUGAUUUAUUGUAAAUCUUGAAGCUAACGUGUGCAUUCUAAAAGCAAGAAGAGUUUGGGGUUCUUAAUUAGGAAGGGUGGGAAAAGGGGGGACAGAUGCGCAAAGUUUUUACUCCUGUUUCCAAGAUGCUUGAUCUGAACAAACUUAUAUCGGAACAAACUUACUAAAUGCAAUUGAGAAGACGGAGGGAAAUGGGAGUUCCCUGUUAUAUCCGAGCUGCGAAGUGCUAUGGAACAAUCUUCCUUCGUUGUGAUGAGCACACUGCCAUUUCCCAAGCUUGUGAUCUACUCUAGUAGGAAAAAUAAAUAAAUAAUUUCAAAAGACUUUAAUUUCCUAAUUGUGACAUUUGUGCGAUCAAACGCAGAGCUCCUGUUUCUCCUGCGGUCCUUCCCCGCUGCUCUUUGCCCUCUUGGCUCCAUUAUUUUUUGUAACAUAAGAAAAAAGUGAUGAAAGCGAGAUUCGGAGUGAGCUGAGAAACGUCGUGCCCUUGUUUCAUCAACAAGCGCCCUGGUGCUAGAGUUAGCCCGCUUGCCUGUGUUAUAUUGAGCCUGAGUUUUUCUACAGGGCUCCGCUGCAGUUAUAAGGAACUCAUUCUACCUUUUUUGAACCUUUAGCAGACAUUAAGCCGUGGGCUUUAGGAAUAGACUCCUGGUUAUUAAAUGACCCAGCUUCUCCUCAGGUGGUUGCUUCUUUGGGGGAGUUUGCACUUUUAAUCAGAACUGCGACAGUGGUGAUCCCAUGAAUAAUGAUCAUUCAUAACUAAUAAUUAAUCCAGUUGCACAACUCCUAGAUGAAUUGCUAACAUCCCCGUCCAGAGCUGUCCUGAAGAUUAAGGUUUUGAUUUGCCAUUAGGUGGCUGCUAAUCACCCUCCUUCAAUGUGUAAGUGUUUCGAAUUUGGGAUGGAAAGACACUGGGCGCUGGUGCUGUCCUUGCAGAUUCCUAGCCACUGCUCUGUUCGAGAAAGGCGAGUGAUCUUCAAAACUGCCACAAGAGCAACGGCAAAGCCAGACUGGUUUUCUUACAGAUAACUUACUCUUUCUUCUUCAGCAGCACUUGCCUUCCCUUUGCGACCUGCGAUCUUGCCCUGCCUGCUGAAUUUUUUGUUCGCUUUUUAGGAGCCCAGAGUGUACUGACUGAUUGGGAAUCUGGGGGAGAGCAAGUUAACCGAAUUCUACUAGAUUUACUCUGCUGCUGGGUUGUUUUUUCCCCUGGAACAUAGAAAGCUGUCAGCGCUGAUCGUUUCUUAUAGCUUUUUUGGCAAAGCACAAUUCUUACUCCUGGAACCUUCUAAAAGGAUUUUUUAGGCACGCAAAGUGACAUUUUAAGCACUGCACAGUCGCUCUUUAGAUUGAUUUGGAAAGUAGCUGACCCUUAAAACCUGCCAAAUAAAUGACACAAACAACUUUACUAAUGCACAGAAGUUACGUAGUCACUGAUCCCAGAAAGACCUAGAACCUUUCUAUAGUGUACUUGGGAAAUAUAUUUUGUUUCCUGGAGACCAGUGUUGGGCUACCUGUUCUUGUAUUUAGAAAAACGCUUUGCUCUUUCGUCAUGUUGAAAGAUUUAAUCCCUACAAAAAGUAACAACGGUUUAGUAAUGAAAUAAAAAGCAUACACCGCCGCCCAAAUUCCCACCGAGUUGUGGGUCUGUCAUCAGGGAUGUUGAAUUGGUUUUACUGUGUACGUCGGAAGAUGCGACAAUAAAAUAUCCUGCCACCUUAAUCCCCUUUCAGUUACUACUCCAUCCGAUCCUUUUGUUCAUCUGCUUUCUUACUUUUGACCAACAGUUGGGUUGUAAAUAUGAAAUCAGUCACUUGUAUUGGUCUGGACUAUUAGCCGAGAAUGGUAAUAUUUCAGCAGCACAUACGAGCUGUUCGAAAGCGCCAGGCAAUGGAUUUUCGUUGGACAACAACACAAUUAGCGAUUUACAGAAAUGCCUAGUGAUAAAAGUGAGCAGCAGCGUUCUGCGUGGCACCCCUGCGGUGAGCUGCGCGCACAAUGCAAUCUAGGGAGACAGACCAUUCCCAUGUUAUAAAAUGCUGGAGCGGAGAGUGUGAUUUCUCCCCUCAAAGUGUAAUCGGAUUGCUAGCAAUUAGUCCAGCGUCCUGUUUUAGUCUCUGUUUACUGUGAGGUUUCCCCCAAGUAUAAAGUUAUUAGGACUACAGGAUUUUACCAACUGCUGUGGUAACAAGCUGUUUGGGUAGCAAUUAUACCGAGGUGGUGGUAUUUAGGGUACACAUUUAUAAUCCUAAUUAUAAAGGUGACUAUGAAAGUAAAAAACGCUUCGGCUGCAUGGGAAACUAACUCGCUUUUAAAAUACUUCACGCAGGCUAUGUUUCCAGGCAGACAUUACGCAGGAGGCUUAAAAGAAUUUAAUUAUUUUCCCCCAUUGAUUUGCUAGCACCAAACUUUUUUUCAGCUUGUAGAUGGGCAUCUGGAUACCAUCACACCCAGGCAUAACUUCAACUAGGGCUGCGCCGCUGCUCCCCCGUGACUUUCCCAACACGUAAAAUAUUUGAGUCUUUGCCUGGAAGAGAAUAUAUCUUCUCGUUGCUCAGAACCACGCAAAUAAAUAAGCCAUCCAAGAACAGGUGUUGUGUACAAUUACAGCGGGCUUUUGUGUCCCGUGCCUCUGAAUUAAGGGUACGAAACCGAGUUCGGCAUUGGUUGAGGAUCAUAACGAUCUUUUUGAUUAAGAGAGGCUUUAGACACUCUCCAACGAUGUGUGUUGUGUGCGUAUCUAUUCUACACACACACAACUCCAACCCCAAUAAAUAGAGAGGAGAAAAAGCCAAGCCUUUCCAUCCCGCGCCUUCAUUUAUUUGUGAGACAUGCAGUUAUCAGAGCCCCAGCGUAAAGUAUUCGGAGCUCGUUUAUGGAGAGCGCGUUUUAAAAAAAUGCAUAUGAUUAAGCGAAUGAAAGUAAGAUCUCCUGCACCACCAUGAAUCCGGAAUAAAAAUAGUGAAGCCAAUGAGUUACUCUGAAUGUCCACAGGAGUAACCGAGAACAGAAUCUGACGCCUAUCUACGCCAAGUGGAAUCCAUCCACGAUAGCCCAGAUGUGAGUACACUCAUGCACCGCAUGUAUCUAGCAAUGAACAACCUCAGCAGCAUACUUGUGUUGCGUAGUUGCCAUAUUUGCAGCUGUCUGGAAUAAAUUACUUGGUCUGUCUAGCCAGUUCCCUUCAGUUUGUCUACAGAUAUUAAUUAAUCACACCUCGCCUAGAUCUUUGAUAAAAGGUCACCAUCCCCUCUCUGUCCAAGAGCACAAACCCGCCUCGAACGAUCACUUACAUCG